This is a messenger RNA of Coccidioides immitis RS, 3069 nucleotides long. RefSeq names its product fructose-2,6-bisphosphatase. The record is from RefSeq and is a predicted model, not a curated record. Gene Ontology annotation, cellular component: cytosol. Bases 937 to 2688 code for a protein of 583 amino acids. The transcript is spliced from 4 exons. Gene Ontology annotation, molecular function: ATP binding; fructose-2,6-bisphosphate 2-phosphatase activity; 6-phosphofructo-2-kinase activity. NCBI's taxonomy places the organism in Eukaryota, Fungi, Ascomycota, Eurotiomycetes, Onygenales, Onygenaceae. Gene Ontology annotation, biological process: fructose 2,6-bisphosphate metabolic process; fructose metabolic process.
GCUUCUUGGUCCUCAAAGAAUUGUCUGCACUGUUUCAUUUGGGCUGCCUUCCCGAAUCUUCCGGUUCGGGACGAGGGGAAAAAAAAAAAUUCGUGCUUCUGGAGCUGCAUAAUGACACGGAUUGUUCCGAAUUGUGGAUGUGAUGCCGGACUCGUCGCCUGUGGACCGGUGCUAUUUUUGCCCCUUGCAGUGGCAACAUAAUGGCGCGGUCAAAAGCCUCGGGUUGUCGGAAAACGCCUCUCGAAACAACUGCAAAGGCGACUUGCAUUUAUCAUACCACAACUGGGGCCUAAUUUACAUAACCCGAUCAUAUUUUGCGGGCCCAUAAGUCAACCUCAUGACCCUGCGGCCGAAAAUGGACGUCCCCAUCUUGCGGGUGACGUGUGAAGGUCAAAAGCCAAUUCCAUCAUCAUAGCUCCACAUAUAACCCGGGGCUCCGCUAGUGAUCGGAAAUCUAUGAGGGCUGGCCCAGGAGAAUCCGGCACAUGAUACUUUUUGUUGGAAGAGCUGGUGUGCCCCUGCUCAUGGAAAGUUUUUAAAUGAUAUCCCGGGUGGACGUUCCUGUGUUUGAUCUCAAUGAUGGAUAUCGCAUCUGCAGGUGAAAUGUACACCGUUGAGCAAUUCACCUUCAUCGUCUGUCGCGAUCUCAAACGAUAAACAGCCACCGAUUUUGUUUGACUAAACCGCGCCAUAUGAGCAACCACCAAAUCUGGAAACGAAAACUUCGACCUCUGAAAACACAGACGUUUUCCACUCGCCUUCAUCAUCUCUCCCACUGCAGCGACCGGCUUCCGAAGAGUGACUGUUCCUUGUUCUUCACUGAUUCUCCAGUGGCUCCUCCCAUUAACAUCAUCUCUGGGAGUUGUGAUAUUCAGACUCAGUGUUGCCCUAUUGCGCUGCUCAAGUGCUGGCACUUAGAUACUUGAAUAUCUGCUUAUGCCCAGUCGAGACAGGCAAGAAGACUUCGGUGUUUCGUGGAACAUAGCCAGCUUGACAAAGGAGGUCAAAGCAAGCGCCUCAAACCAGACGACUAAGCAACUGCACAGCCGUGAAUAUCAAGUCCCUCUAGCAGCGAAUGACAAGGGAAGAGGCAAACUCCCCUCCUUAACAACAAUGCGAUUAAAAUCUGCUGAUGAUGAUAACAAAAUUUGUGUUGUUAUGGUGGGACUUCCUGCGAGAGGAAAGUCGUUAAUUGCAGGCAAAGCAUUGCGAUACCUCUCAUGGAUUGGAAUCCCUGCAAAGAUUUUCAACGUCGGGCAAUAUAGGCGCCAGGAUACCCCACGGCCAUCGGCGUCUUUCUUCGACAACUCGAACCCGGAUGGAGAGAGACUCAGGCGUGCGGCGGCUGAAGCUGCAGUCAAGGAUAUGUUGAACUGGUUUGCAACUACAGACGGCCAAGUUGCAAUUCUCGAUGCCACAAACUCUACCAAGGAACGUAGAGAAUGGAUUUAUAACACCUGUCGUCUUGCGGGUAUCGCGCCAUUGUUCGUCGAAUCAAGAUGCGAUGACCAUGAUUUGAUUAUGAAUAACAUCCGUGAAGUCAAGACUACUUCUCCGGAUUACUUUGGACAAGACCCCGAGGAGGCUGCGAAAGAUUUUAUGAAUCGCAUCCGUAACUACGAGAAGGUCUAUCAAACAAUUGGACCCGACGAGGAUCACUAUGCUUAUGUUAAGUUAAUUAACGUAAGCACGCAAGUUAUCAUCAAUCGAAUUCGCGACUAUCUAUCAAGCCGUCUCGUCUAUUAUAUUCAAAACCUCCACAUUCGCCCUCGUUCAAUCUGGUUGUCACGGCAUGGGGAAUCCGAAUUCAAUCUCACUGGGAAAAUAGGCGGGGAUGCAAAUCUCUCCCCUCGCGGCGAGCAAUACGCACUCGCUUUGCCCGACCUCCUCCGUGAGUCCGGAAUUCCUAAAGGAGCCAAGCUUACAGUUUGGACUUCCACUCUAAAGCGCACAAACCAAACCGCGCGUCACCUUGUUAAAGAGAUGGGCUACCACAAGCUAGAGUGGAAGGCUCUCGAUGAGCUUGACUCCGGUGUAUGCGACGGUCUUACUUACGAGGAGAUUCAGUCCCGCUACCCUGAAGACUUUGCAGCGCGUGACGAGGACAAGUACAACUAUCGGUAUCGCGGAGGCGAAUCGUAUCGCGAUGUUGUCAUUCGACUUGAACCGAUCAUCAUGGAGCUCGAGAGAAGCGAAAAUGUCAUCAUCGUGACACACCAAGCCGUCCUCCGCUGCAUCUAUGCGUACUUCCUGAACAUGUCGCAGGAACAAAGCCCAUGGAUGGAGGUUCCUUUGCAUACGCUUAUAAAACUCACUCCUCGUGCUUACGGGACUGAAGAACAGCGAAUUAAAGCUAACAUUCCGGCGGUUUCAACUUGGCGUGGCAAAGGCAGCGAGGCCAAGCACCAAACUCCCGGCGAAUCGGAAGUUCAAGCCUUGCUCUCCUCUCAGCAGGAAAUACCCAUCGGCAAGACAUCUUCUGCGAACGCUACCACUUCUAUCGUGGUAGCUAAUAAUACCGGCCUUACCGAUCUUCAGCCUGCUACUGGUGACGGCCGUGUCCCUGACGCGGAGGUACCGGAUCCGGUGGACCGCAACAGUACAACUGCUGUUAAAAAUCAUUCCAGCGUUGACAGCCCUACUGAGCCACUGACUGCCACAGAGGGCGAUUUGAAAGAAGCUCCUUAGCUGGAUGCCGCCUCCAGUACUGGUCUCCUUUUUAUUUCGUGUUUAUUUGCUUGUUUGCCACAAUAUCUCUUAAAGGACUCAAGAGUUCCGUCUUCCAGAAUAGAAUUCUAUGUUAUGAGAGCAAGGCGCAUUUGAGGGAAUGCGGCAAGGACGGUGACAGGAAAAAAGUUCGCUGGAAUAGGGCGUUAGUUUAGGGAUCUUUUAUGGACCAACAGUAACUAAUGAAUGCUCCUCAGGUGGGAACAAAGUGGAAAGGUGCAGUUUGGAUUUUAAGGGUUACUUCUAAUGGGCUUAGCGAAAUCAAUAUUCUCCUUACUCUCCUCAUGUCCUAUACUGUCCGCUUCCGUAGGUCGAAGAAAUGUGGAAAGUCGUAUGGCCACU